Molecule: messenger RNA, 1968 nt
Organism: Klebsormidium nitens
Lineage: Eukaryota; Viridiplantae; Streptophyta; Klebsormidiophyceae; Klebsormidiales; Klebsormidiaceae
Source: the annotation of a GenBank genome assembly
GAAGGUUCGCAGCCAAUGGCUCGGACAGUCAGACUGCUCUGCAGGAAGAUUUAUGGUGGAAAGCGCACGGAAGCAUGGCGUCCCGUGAAGAGCACCUAAUCCAGUCUUCCACCGGUCUACACCCUGGGGAAAAAAGCGCAGCAUUGGACUGUUUGAAAGAUCCAGCGACAUCGGUUGUUUUUCAACUCUGUUUGGAGGGUGCUCCUCUAGACGAUGUGCCUCGUCGCGUCCGGUCCGUGCUUUCUGUGGGUCGUCUGACUGCUCGUCAAGCAGCAAAACAGGUGCCACCACAGCUUGCAGCUCGAACAUCCCCGCGUCGGUCUCAUUCAAAAACACAACCUCAACAUGCGAGGACCUUCGAGGAAGUUCUCCCUUGGAAUGAGUUUGAAGGGAAAGUGGAUGAUUUUGUAAAUUCCUUGGAUGACCAGUAUCUGCUUUUCCAGAAACUCCAGCAAGGUGUCCAGGAAGGGGCAAAGCCACUCAGCCCUGCCGCAAAAGAGGGGACGGUGGAAGCCCCUCUCAUGACCUAUGUAGCUAAUGUAGCGAACGCAAUUGUUGAGACGGUGGGGUGUGGAGCAGUUCUUGUGUCAGGAGGCUCAGGGCGGUCAGCAUCCGAUACAGACCAAGUAGUCGCCAUCAGAUCUUUGCUUGGGCAAGCCCGUCCGCAGAGUAGUGACCUGGUUCUCGGCCCUGUGGAGGUCAAAGGGAACUGGCAGCUGAAACUGGUCAAGGGCGACUCCAUCGAGCUCUUGUUGAGGGACCCAAGGAAGCGAAAGCAGGUGGAACUGGCCCUGCAGCAGCUUUUUGGUGACAUGGUGGAAGAUGAGGCCCCAUUUGGAAUGCUCUCCACUUAUGAAGCAAUCGUCUUCCUGGCGCGCCAUCCUGACGUGCUCAAAAAGACCCUGUUUUGCUCACGAAUUUAUUGGCAAGACGAGGGAUCCCCCAGCCUGAUCGCAGCAACCUGUACAUUCCUGGAUCUGUGCUGGAAGGGGAGGGCGCUGAAGGACCGGCUGCCACGUGAUGAUGUGCCAGUCACGUCAGUCGCGGGCUACACCGUCGCUCAGUUGCCAACAAGUACCACUCGAGGCAGAGUCACGAGGCCUCUCCCGUUCUCUGUGAAGGCACCAACUCCCCGACCAACUUCAGGGAAGCGGAAAAGAAGGGCAACGAGUCUGGAAGAUUUCCAGGUCACAAGUUUUGGCAGCAUAGGGUACAAAGGAACCCUAGUGGCAAGCGGUCGCCAUGGCAACCUCAUCUUCGGGAGUAUCAACGGGGAGCCCGUCGUCAUAAAAAAGUACGAACUGCGGAGGAGAGCAUCAGCUGACGCCUUGGAGCGCGAGUUUGCGCUGUACACGAGCAGCGAGUACGCGGCGCUGCAGGGACAAGUGAUCCCCCGCCUGAUCAAGUACGGCCUGCUGCCCCAUUCGGGGACACCCUUCCUCGCGCUCUCAUAUGAAGGUGCCCCUCUGGAGGACACGGCGAGAACGCCUGCAAUAGUUGCCGCAGCUACAAGCGCACUUGACCGAUUCCAUGCGGCGCGUCUCCUUCAUGGGGACCUCUCCCUCAACAACCUGCUGGUUGACAAGGAUCAUGUUAUCCUGUGUGAUUUCGAGUCCGUGCAAGAAACCGCACCAGAAGAGGACCAGCUUCUAGAGAAGAAGUUGUUGCUAGAGCUGGUUGCGGAGGCAGAGGAAACUGUGCGCUGAAGCUCAAGGCUCAUUUCUAGUUAGAUAAAAGUACUGCUUCUAAGUCCAGCCCAGCCUCUUUGAAGAGGCAGUGAACGCACGGGUCAUUCUACUUUGGAACUCGUUGAGCAUCAGCAGCUUAAUGUCGUUCGCUCCGACAAGUUCCUGUGAGAUAUCAACCAUAGCGCCCUGCAGACUCGCCUCACAUGUGGUGAUAGGACUCGUUUUUGUAGACAGAUUCGGCCAUCUAUACGACGCUGCGUCCAAACGAAUGAAUUCGGAG